ACUUUUUCAAGGAGUACAAACCCACAGCAAAUGAUUCGUUCACUCUACCCAAGCAUGUAAUAUAUCUGCUGCUGGCUGUAAGUGUGACGGGCGUCACUCUGUUCGCCAUCGUAAGACACCUCGUCAAAGAUCUCAUCCAUGAUCUGGCAGAUUAUCUGUUUGGAGAGCAGCCUAUGGAAGAGCAGGAGAUUCCCUGGGAAAGGCGAGAUAAGUUCAGGGUAGACUGGAUUCCAGAAGCAAUGCCUGAGCUGGAGGCCAUGGUGAAAGAAGAGCAAGAACUCAUGGAGGGCACCGAAGACUUGCCAGCCAUCUGGGUUAUAUCAGACAGCUUUAAGCCUUGUGCUCCAUCCUCCAUUCAAAUAAGUGUUAGCUGCAGCUAGCAUGAAAUAAGUACAAGACUCAGCAUUUCUCAUCUGAAUACCCACACUAAUGAGCUUAAAUCUGAUAAUGAACACCACAAAAAAAAAAAAAGUAAUUGUCUCACCUAUAUAGUUCACAUGCAGUUUUCUUCUAAAAGACCUCAUUUUUUCCCUCAUGAAACUGCUUGGCAAUGCUUUCUGACUGACAUCCUUGGGAUAUAUCAAAUGAAAACUGAAGACAAUUUGAUAGUCAGCAGCAUGUGGAAUUGGGAUGCAUGUGGUUUGGAUGACCUCACCUUUUUUUUGGCAAUCUGUUGCACAAAAUCUUUUUUUAAUUUAAUAUUUGUGUAACAUCAAUUCUCAAUAGACGUUCUUGAGUCCUUACAUCAGUUUAGACUGGCAUGACCUUCUGUUCUAUUCCAGCCUGGAAAGUAAAUCUUUUGCCUUUACAACAUAACAGCAUGCAACAUUGUCAGUGGGAUAUUACCUAACAGUAAUCAUGCACACUUACUCUGUGAGUAACAUGCUGUGAUCUCUCUAAUGGAUUUUGUACUUUGGACACCAAGAAUCCUUCACAUAAUUUGCAGACGACUGAGAGGAACACAGCAGUGUGUGCAUACUGUAAAUUCACCAUGUUCCAUCCACAGAAUAUUGUUGCCUUUAUAAUACUCCUUGUCUCCAUUUGUCAAGCUGAAGCUGGUGGUCAACGAGCAACAUCAGAUACAUCUAAGGUCACUUUACAGCCGUGGCUGGUGGGACUGGCAGCUGUUAUUGGUUUCCUCUUUCUCGUCUUCGUCCUCCUCAUUGUGCAAAGACUCUUUUUCAAGAAAGACAAAGAUGAGUUAGAGGAAAAAGAGGAAAAAGAGGAAAAGCAUGAAUUUUACGACAACAAAGCGGCUGAUUUGGAGGCAAACGAGGAGACCAAGCAGACCAAUUUCUGAGAAGAACAGAUGAACACAGUCCUGCAACACAAAAGUCUUUCACUCUCUGGAAAUUAUGCCACUGUGAAGAGUAAUUCUUAAUUAGAUAUCAUCUUAUGUAAUAGAUCAUAUAUUAAUAUCAUUUUAACUUAUACAUUUUGGUCUGCGUUUUUUUAUGUCUUUGUAAGUGUUGUUCCUUACAUCAUCCACUAGAUGGAGCAGCCUUCACUCUGUCACAGCUUAAACCUAAAGUUAAAAUAAAAAAGGUUAAAAUAAAGUGGUGCUCUCUAAUACUUUUUUUUAUUCCCAAUGCAAGUUUUAAUGCUUUGGUGUAACUGUAACUGAAAUACUUAAAUUUGAAACAUUUAUUAGGAUAGUGAGACCACUGGAAGAGCACAUGCUCGGUGUGUCACCUCAUGCACAUAAUGCUCUGAUUAACUGGCUUUUGACUCCUAUGACAGUUCUGGGUUGGGCAUGUAUAUAUGCUAAAUGGACAAGGGUAUGAGAUCCAUUACUCAUUUUGAGUGGCAGUUUGGACAUGUUAAAUGCUUCCAGUGAAAUGACGUAACACGGUUUUGCUUUUGGAACCAUUUGUUCAUCCCGGGGGAUUGUAUGAUGAAAAUAUCAUUUGCAGAAAUAAUGGCCAGGUGUUCAAUUGUGUUAAUGGUGGGGACCAUUAUUCUUGUGUUUAAAGUAGACUUUGGUUAGAUGUCACCUAAAUAAACCAUCUGUGAUUAGUAAAACUUGUUGAGCUGUUAGUGAUUCAAUAAAUUACCUAAAAUAAUGUACGCUUUUUAUAUCGAUAUGGUGAAAAAAAAUCUAAUAAAGCUAAUCUUCAUGUUAAA
Molecule: messenger RNA, 2124 nt
Organism: Megalobrama amblycephala (Wuchang bream)
Lineage: Eukaryota; Metazoa; Chordata; Actinopteri; Cypriniformes; Xenocyprididae
Gene: smim24
Product: small integral membrane protein 24
Exons: 4
Coding region: 992-1300 (102 amino acids)
Source: RefSeq, a predicted model, not a curated record